Eutrema salsugineum is the source of this 1722-nucleotide messenger RNA. Its product is annotated as serine/threonine-protein kinase STY13. The coding region runs from base 330 to 1556 and encodes 408 amino acids. Gene Ontology annotation, biological process: protein phosphorylation. The transcript is spliced from 3 exons. Gene Ontology annotation, molecular function: ATP binding; protein kinase activity. Lineage: Eukaryota; Viridiplantae; Streptophyta; Magnoliopsida; Brassicales; Brassicaceae. The record is from RefSeq and is a predicted model, not a curated record.
CAAAAAUCGAAAGCUGAGAAAGUAAAUGGGAAACGACGACUGACUCGUCUUCUUCCUCUUCCUCCUCCUCCUCCUCGUUCCCUUUUUCUCUUCUUAGGUUUCUGAUUUUGAUCGGAGGUAAAACGUUUAAAAGUUUGCGAUUUGAUGAGCUAGGGUUUGUAAUUUCCCGAAUCGGAUGUUUGUCACUGUCUUCUUCUCUUCGAUCUUUUUACUCAUCGGGUGAGACAAAAGAGGCAUCUUUUUCAUGUGUUCCCGCGUAUAUCGACUGUUUUAUUGGGCUUAGAAAGCUCUAGUUUGGUUUGAGAAUCGUAAUAUCGAUUAAAGAAAAGAUGCUCGAGGGAGCAAAGUUCAACGUGCUGGCUGUUGGGAAUCACAACAAUGACUAUGCUUUCACGCAAGAGUUCUAUCAAAAGCUCAAUGAAGGUUCAAACAUGUCCAUGGAGAGUAUGCAGACGAGUAACGCUGGAGGCUCAGUGUCAAUGUCUGUGGAUAACAGCAGCGUUGGUUCUAGUGAUGCUCUUAUUGGCCACCCGGGUUUGAAGCCAUUGCGCCAUGUCUACUCACUCUCGGUCGGGCAAAGCGUGUUUCGCCCCGGGAAAGUCACACACGCGUUGAAUGAUGACGCCUUAGCUCAAGCACUAAUGGAUAGCAGGAAUCCAACAGAAGGGCUGGCCAACUAUGAAGAGUGGACGAUAGAUCUGAGGAAUCUCCACAUGGGUCCUGCUUUUGCUCAAGGGGCUUUCGGUAAAUUAUACAAAGGGACGUACAAUGGGGAGGACGUAGCGAUCAAGAUACUUGAGCGGCCAGAGAACAGUCCGGAAAAGGCACAGUUCAUGGAACAGCAGUUUCAGCAAGAAGUGUCUAUGCUUGCGAAUUUGAAGCAUCCUAACAUCGUAAGGUUCAUUGGUGCGUGUCGCAAGCCAAUGGUGUGGUGUAUAGUGACUGAGUACGCUAAAGGAGGUUCAGUGAGGCAGUUUUUGACAAAGAGACAGAACCGAGCAGUGCCAUUGAAGUUAGCUGUUAAGCAGGCGUUGGAUGUUGCUAGGGGUAUGGCUUAUGUACAUGGACGCAACUUCAUACACAGAGAUCUCAAGUCAGAUAACCUUCUCAUCUCAGCUGAUAAGUCAAUCAAGAUUGCAGAUUUUGGUGUUGCUAGAAUCGAAGUUCAAACCGAAGGAAUGACACCAGAAACCGGAACUUACAGAUGGAUGGCUCCAGAGAUGAUACAGCAUAGAGCCUACAAUCAAAAAGUGGAUGUGUAUAGUUUUGGGAUAGUCUUGUGGGAGUUAAUCACAGGACUGUUACCGUUUCAGAACAUGACAGCUGUUCAGGCAGCGUUUGCGGUUGUGAACCGAGGAGUUCGUCCAACGGUUCCAAACGAUUGUCUACCGGUGCUGAGUGAGAUCAUGACUCGUUGUUGGGACGCUAACCCGGAAGUGCGUCCAUGUUUUGUGGAGGUUGUGAGUCUGCUUGAAGCUGCGGAAACAGAGAUAAUGACGACUUCUAGAAAAGCCCGUUUCAGAUGUUGCAUGAGUCAACCAAUGACGAUCGACUAAAUAAAAAAAUCCCACAAGUGAGAAAAUAUAUAAGAAGAGAAGAAAAGGGCUUUUUUAGAUUUUUAAGUUUGUGUGUGUAUGUGUGUGUGUUUGUGUAUUUGUAAAAGAAACUGAAAUGUAUUUUGUUUUCUCAAGAUAGGAGAAUUAAGUUACCACCCAACCACCA